AUGUGGACACGCGUGAAGGAAGUGAUGGAGAGCUCGGAGCGUGUAGGCGAGGCCAUCGCAAAAGGAACGCUAGAGCCACGGGCUUGGACAAGUCUCUCGGCUCAUUUUGGUCAGGUGCAAAAAGCAAUAGCCAAGUACGUCGGGUGUAUGAAGCUAGUUGAGUCGCUGCGCGAGUCUGGGUCGACAGAACGCGACAUGAUGCAGAAGUCGCUGUCAUUGUACAAGGAGCGCCACGGUCAUCACUUUAGAUACAUGAAGUGA
Phytophthora nicotianae INRA-310 is the source of this 261-nucleotide messenger RNA. RefSeq lists its product as hypothetical. Lineage: Eukaryota; Oomycota; Peronosporomycetes; Peronosporales; Peronosporaceae. The transcript has a single exon. Bases 1 to 261 code for a protein of 86 amino acids. The record is from RefSeq and is a predicted model, not a curated record.